GGCCAUCCAUAAUUAGAAACUUUUUCAAGUAAUUUUAUCUUGAAAAUACCCCAACUUUAUCAUGAAAGGGGAGAGAAGUUGUUGAGAAAGAAAAAGGAAAAAAAAAAGAAGGAAGAAGAGGAGCUAUGGGUUUAGAUGGUGGUCUGUCAUGGGCAGAUCAAUGGGAUUCCAACCCUGACCCAGGCCCUCCACCAUCGUCGACAGAAAACGGGAAGAAAAAGAAGAAGAAGAAGGAGGAGGGGGGAUCCUCCUCGUCAGAGAAGAGCAUAUUUAAGAAGGCAAGCUUGAAGUGGAUAAAGGAAUUGCGAAAGAAAUCUGAAAAAUCUUGAAAAACUGAGCUUUUUACUUGCUUUCUUAUUUCUCCUUCUCGUUUUCCCAAAUUCUUCCGUUAUCCCAUGAAUUCUGCAUCUGUUAUUAUUAUUUUUUCUUUCUUUUUCGAAUG
This is a messenger RNA of Cucurbita maxima (winter squash), 442 nucleotides long. RefSeq lists its product as uncharacterized. The transcript has a single exon. Bases 126 to 329 code for a protein of 67 amino acids. The record is from RefSeq and is a predicted model, not a curated record. NCBI's taxonomy places the organism in Eukaryota, Viridiplantae, Streptophyta, Magnoliopsida, Cucurbitales, Cucurbitaceae.